UGCGGUAAGAAAGUUGGUGGUUUACGUAAAAGUCCUUGUCAUGAUUGAAAUAUGAAAAUGAAAAGAAAAAAAAAAUGUCUUCACCUUGUCUUAUGAAAUGAAACUCUGCACUUAGAUAUCUGCACAAAGAACAACAUCAACAAAUCCAUGGCGUCGUGUUCCAGCUAUGUCAUAACCUUUAUCUUUUUUAUCUCCCUCUGUUUUACUGCGGCUAGAGCUCAGGGACUUCAAUAUCAGUACCAAGUUUGCUCAAGAAACAAAUUCACUCCCAAUAGCACCUUCCAAACGCACCUCACAACCCUAUUCUCUUCUUUAUCUUCCAAAGCCUCCAACAAUGUUCAAUUCUUCAACAAUACCGUCACUGGGACAAACCCCUCAGACACAGUGUACGGACUAUUCAUGUGCAGAGGGGACAUCCCCUCCGACCUAUGUAAUAAUUGCGUCGGAAACGCGACACAGAGACUGUCCACAAACGGAGAUUGUUCGUUGUCCAUAGAAGCGGUGGUGUAUUACGACGAGUGCAUAGUUCGGUAUUCCAACCUCUCUUUCUUCGGCACCGCAGACAUGGAAGUGAGCUCAGGGUAUGUCCUGGCGAGCCCCAUCAACAUGACAAACCAAGAAAGCUUCAAGCGUUUGGUGUAUGUGAGCCUGAACGAAACGGCAGAUGAGGCAAUGAGUUCAGGGGACGGUGAGAAGUUCGCAACAAAGGAAACAGACAUAGAUAUAUUUCAGAAGCUGUAUUGUCUUGCGCAGUGCACGCCAGACCUGUCUCCGAGAGAUUGCAGAAGCUGUCUGAACAGUUUGAUAAAUUCGGAUCUUCCACGGUGCUGUGCAGGGAGGCAGGGAGGAAGAGUUUUAUAUCCUAACUGCGUCAUCAGGUUUGAAAUUUACCCUUUUUAUCGAUCUCUUGGUUCGGCUCCUACGCCAACACCGCCGCCGCCGAAAUUGGGAGAAAAUAAUUCGAGUAGAUCAAGAACAAUUAUCUUAGUUGUUGUACCCAUUGUUAGUUUGGCAAUUCUCUCUGCUUUUUGCUACUAUUUGCUAAGGAGAAGAGCAAGAAAGAGGUCAAAGCAUCUUCUUAAAGAAAAUUUUGGUGAAGAAAGCUCCAUUCUAGAAGGGUUGCAAUUUGAUUUGUCUACUGUUAAAUUAGCAACAAAUAAUUUUUCAAAUGAGAGUGAGAUUGGUAAAGGUGGAUUUGGAGAGGUUUAUAAGGGCAUUCUUCCAGAUGGACGACAUAUAGCCGUUAAAAGACUUUCAAUAGAAUCCAAACAAGGUUCAGUUGAAUUUAAAAAUGAGAUUUUGUUGAUAGCUAAGUUACAACAUAGGAAUCUUGUGGCAUUCAUGGGAUUUUGUUUAGAAGAGCAAGAAAAGAUCCUUAUUUAUGAGUAUGUGCCAAAUCAUAGUCUGGAUUACUUGUUAUUUGAUUUUGGCUUGGCUAGAAUUUUUGAUGUGGAUCAAAAUCGUGCUGAAACUGAUCGAAUCGUUGGAACUUAUGGUUAUAUGUCUCCUGAAUAUGCAAUGCUUGGACAAUUUUCUGAAAAGUCUGAUGUUUUUAGUUUUGGAAUUAUAGUUCUUGAGAUUAUUACCGGUAAAAAAAAUUCUCAUUCAUAUGAAUCCCACCACAUGGGAGAAGGUCUCAUGACUGAGGUGUGGAGAGAAUGGAAGAAUGAAACACCAAUGGGUAUAUUGGAUCAAAAUAUGAAAGAAAAUUAUAGUGAAAGUGAAGUUGUUAGAUGCCUUCAAAUUGGUUUAUUAUGUGUUCAAGAGAAUCCAAAUAUUAGACCUACGAUGGGAAGAGUAGUUUCCUAUCUUAAUAAUCAUUCACUUGAAUUGCCAUCACCUCAAGAACCUGCAUUUUUCUUACACGGAAUAGAUAAAAGAGCUGUGCAGCAAGGAUCAAGUUCCAGCAUUUCUGCAAACAGUUCCAUGCCAUUCUCUGUCAACGAGAUGUCUACAAGUAAUUUUUAUCCACGAUAA
This is a messenger RNA of Vigna umbellata (rice bean), 1977 nucleotides long. The record is from RefSeq and is a predicted model, not a curated record. NCBI's taxonomy places the organism in Eukaryota, Viridiplantae, Streptophyta, Magnoliopsida, Fabales, Fabaceae.